Molecule: messenger RNA, 1159 nt
Organism: Theobroma umbraticum
Lineage: Eukaryota; Viridiplantae; Streptophyta; Magnoliopsida; Malvales; Malvaceae
Product: embryogenesis-like protein
Source: RefSeq, a predicted model, not a curated record
CUCUCAACAAGUACAUCAAUUCUCAAAAGGUUAGAUUUUUUUUUUCAAUUAUUUUUAUUAUUCCCGACACUUUCUUCUUUCCUCUACUUUGUUCUUCUUCGCCUCUGUGUGUUGAAUUAAAGUGAAAAAAGAAAAAUCCGAAAAUGCCUUAUCGUUCAAAAAUUUCCCAUUACAAAUUCCUUUUGAGACACCCUUUUCAAUCAUCUCCAAAACCCGCAUCUCCAUUAACCAUCAACUCGCUUUCACCGGUUCCAACAAAGCUGGUUAACUCAGUCCCAUUUCCAAAACCCCUUUUUUUCCACUCAAAACCCAAUCUUUUUCAAUACCCAAUCUUCCAAACCUCACAGACGCAACACCCAACUCACCAGAACCUGAGAAAGUACAGUAAUGAGUCAGCAUCUGGGUUGGACGUAAACAAGGAAGUUGACUCCAUCAACCUCAAGUUUGCAGAGGCAAGAGAGGAGAUAGAGAUGGCAAUGGAGUCUAAAGAGACUGUUUACUUCAAUGAAGAAGCAGAGUGUGCUCGUGCGGCUGUUCAAGAGGUUUUGAACAUGUUUGAAGGGCUUUUGGGGAAGCUACCGGAAUCCGAAAAGUCUGCUUUGCAACGUUCGAUGGGGCUUAAGAUUGAGCAGUUAAAGGCGGAGCUUCAACAGUUGGAUGAUUGAUGAGAGACCUGCCAAAUAUGAAGAAAACCUUAGAAGAAAUUGAAUAAACUCAUGUCAGAUGGAUACCUGUGUCUGACACACACCCCUUAGAAGAAACGAAAUGAACUUGUGUUGGAUGCAUAUCGGAUACUCACCCAAGUCUGAGUAACAUACCCUGCGCAUUCCAUUUUUUCUCAGGAACUAGCAAAUUGAUACAUUUUCAUGGUUCGAGAAAUGAAUGGCUGUUUUCUGUAAACAAAUGUUCUGUUAUGAGCACAUUAUCUGAACAUGAGUGAAGCUUUGAUUUAGGAUUUAUGAAAAACUUAGUUUGAAUACUCAGCCAUUUGUCAAUAUAAUCAGUCUGAAUUAUUAGUUUGCUAAGAAACUUUUGCUUCUUUCAAACUAGAAGCCUUAAUUAGUGGAAGUCAAACCAGAUAACUCCAUAGAUUGCAGUGGGUAUGAUUGUAUGUUUUGGAUUUAGGUUCUUCCUUGCACGGGAGCUAAUGCAUGUUAAG